UAGAACAUUGUAUUAUCAGAAGUUCAGUACCUUUUAGGUGCCGUUCAUCUGAAUAGACAGAUAACUCAAUGGCAUAGCGAUUUAUUUUCAUUGUGUAAUGUGAUUUAUUUGGCCAGGAGGACUGCGUAUUUCACCACAAUAAAUCCAAUACAUGCAAACGCUGCGAACUCACCCACCCCCCGCAUCCAAUCAAAUCCCUCUUUGGAUGAAGGAUACCAAUCAGUCGACUCGUUUACGGAUCGCGCAUUAAAACACGGCGGCUACCGUCGGCGCUGCUGGUCACACAGCUGAGAGGUGAUCAGUGAGCACUGUGCAGCGCUCUGUGAAUAUGGACACCUCUUCCCGAAUCAGAGGUCGUUUCAGAUCCAGGACAUCCGUAAGGAAAGAGACUGUGCGUGAAAAUGGCCCACAGUGUGUGAAGAGUCUCUUCAGAAGCAAGAAGGAGCUGUGCAGCAUCACCUUCGAUCUCCCGCCAAGGGAUGCAACAAGACUGACCGAGAUUCACUUUGUGUGUCUCCCUGGUCAUUGUGAAGGAGAGGAUGUGGCACAACAAGCCCUGGCGUCACUUCCUAGUGGAUUGUCUGAGUCCCUGCGGGCCCUCCAUGUCCAUGGUCUAAAAAAUGAUGAGGUUUUGUUGCUCAAAGAUUCCCGCAGGUUGGCAGAACACAGGGAAGCUGGUUAUCAGUGCUGGUUAAAAGCUGUUUGUGUGCUGAGGCACAAUCCAAGCGCCAGCGUCCACUCUCAAACCAGCGUGGCAUCAUUGGUGGGCUUGCUUGGCUGCUACAUGGCAGGACUUCGCUAUGCUUUGGAGCUACAAGCUAUUCACAAAGGAUCUGGCGACCCUAACCUGCCUGAGGAGGAUGACACCAACCAGUCAGUUUCUUCAAUUGAGGACGACUUUGUCACCGCCUUGGAGCAUCUUGAAGAGGAUGACUCUGGAGAGCACCCUUCCUCCUAUCGCCACCUUAAAAAACGUGAUGUGGCGUCACAAACCAUACCCGCCCAUAAAAGACGUAAGGAAUUAUCUGGCUCCUGUGUUGUCAUCCGCUCAUCUUCGAAGAAGAAUUCAUCAAAGACUGAGGCUGCCUCAGAUGUUUCGGUCACGGUGCAGAGGUCAGCAGGAAUAGAAAGCCAAUGGACUUACUGCAGUCAAGGUGCUCGCCUCCCCUCCCCACAAGUCAGUGAGUCAGAGGAGUCUGACUGUUCCAGUCCAAGUCCAAUCAUUUUCCUAGAUGAAGUGGGCUACCAAAAGAGCCUACUGGCUAAGCUGGACAUUCCACAAGUGCCAGGGGCCCCCAGAGAGAGAGUGGAAGACUCUGACUCUGAAGUUAGUGAGUUCUUUGACAGCUUCGACCAGUUCGAUGAUCUGGAAGAGUUGAGUUCAGAGAGCUGCACCCUAACAUUGCCUCUGGAUGCUUCCUGUUCCACCAAUACACAAAAUGCAGCUGAGACCACUGGCUCCACAACAAGAUAUAUUUCUCGAGGUUGUUCCACGAAUAGUAUGAAUCCUCACCGCUUUGACAAGCGCACGCUCCCAGCCAAUGUGAAAAAACCCACUCCACUCAAACCAGGCUCUCCAUUUGGACUUCAUUCAGAGGUGCCCGACUCCCCGAGACCUGUACAGACACCCUCCGAUGACAAUGGUGGCCCACUCUUCAGUCCUGUCAGUUCAUCCGCCUUCAGCCCAUUGGUGGACUCCAGUGGUAACCUUGAAUUUUUCUGGAAGAAAGACGAUGAUACACAGGACAGCACUGAAUUACGCAAACCCCAGGACCUUUGCUCUUUAUACAAAACCUACUCAGACUUUGCCAGCAGCCUAUCAAACGAAAUUCUCGGCUCUGUAUGUGGCUACCAAUCGGCAGUAGACAUUAAUGAUAACAAAAACCUUAGCUGCGUCUGCCACAAGGAGUUUAAAAACCCCUCUGGUUAUCUGAUGAAGCUGUCGGAAAUCCAGGAGACAGUAACUGUUGACAAGCUCGAGAAAAAGUCUCAUUCCCUUAAAGAUGGUAUCCAGAGGUUUGCCAGCGACCUUGUGGAAAUGAGCCUUGGCAGUGCUUUCCGUGAUAUUCAGAAAGGUGUUUCUACCUGUACCACCACCUUGUGUCACCUUGCAGCAAGGCUUACCUCUUCAGUAUUUCAAAUGGCCUUCCAUGAAAUUGGUAUGCGCCAAGCUUAUGUUCUGAAGGAACGUGCAGUCAACGGACUAGCUGGCUUCCUUGUGGGAGAGGCUAUAUCAGGAGCAUUGAAAGAGUUUCUCACUGUGAAAAAACAAAUCUUUCACAACACAGUGACACGUUUUGCUGCCGAUCUGGCUGAAGAAUUGGUGUUUGAGGGUAUAAUGGAAGUAUGCCAGUUCUCUUACCCAUCAACCCCCUUGACUCCUGGCGAAUGGUCAUUUGGUCAGUGUAAUGAGGAGCAAGAGGAAGAAGAAGAGGUGGUUUCCUCAUAUGCUUCAGACUUGUCUGAGUCUGUUAUUCAGGAGGCCUUCAUUGAGCUCUCUCAGGCAGAUGUUGCCUUCACAAGCCAGGCGGCCAUUAGUGUAUCUCUGGACAACAUCUGCUACGUCAAUGCAGACAUCUCCAGCACUGAUACCUGCAGUACUUUUGUAAACCAGCAUGUUUUGCCUUCCAGUUCAGUUACUGUAGUUCCGGGAGGGGAUUCAAACUGUAUUGUGAAGAAAGCUCUUUACACUGUAUCUGGCAUGGCGAGCUGCAUUCCUGUACCCCGCGCGGGCCAAGCCCUUUUCCUCAUUGAAGACUCCCCUGAAACAUCUAACUCCAGCCUCAAAAGCGAAACUCUCCCGUUGCAGGAUCCAUCUGUUGUUACUAAACAUAACCAUGGAACUCAGACUCCAAUUGAAGAUGAUCUUUCCAAUGGAAAAUCAAUGUUCCAAAACUUUUCUGGCAACAUGGUUGAUAUGAUAGUAAGUGAAGCCUGUGAGCUUAUCACUUCUUCAAAGGUGAAGAAGGGUUUUGAUGAGUGUGCUGGGUUUCUUACAAAGACAAUUGGAAGCCAAAGAUGCCCUGAAAAACAGGACAUGAUUCCCAGUGAGGUCGGUGCUUCAGGGUUGAUGAUGCACUGCCUUAAUGUACCGUCCACUGAGGUAACUGGGCAACGAUCUAAAAUUAUUGCGAGGGAGGAUUCGGGUCAAAAAUCACGAGGGACCCCUGGUACACCUCCAUCUACACCUCAGCAGCCUAGUGAAGUGUCCAAGGAGAAACAAAUUAAACAGUUCUCCAAGAAGUUGAAGACUAAACUAGCGAAGGAAUUUUCCCCUGCCACUCCACCACCAACACCUCAUUAUCAACCAGAGUCUGGCCAAGGACUAAAGGAUAUUACCCCUGAAGAAGAGAAGAAUGAGUUCAUGCUAAAGCUCAUGCGAUCUCUUUCUGAAGAAGCUGAGGGAAAUGGGGAUGAAGAGGAGGAUGGCGUUGAAGAGUCUGGUGCGAUGAGGAAAUCAUUGGAUAUAAAAUGUGAGCAACAUGAAGUUAAAAGAAAGUCCUCAUUGAAAGUGUCCAACAAGGAAGCUCUCCAUUAUGCUGAGAGGUUGGCGUGUCAUAUUGUCUCUAUGGCAACUGAGAUGGAUAACAUAGGUGUCGCUGAGGAAGAAGCGGAUCAAAGAAAGGAAAGCGAGAGAAGGCGGGACAGUGUUGCCCACUUUUCAGAGCAGACCCUGAACACUCUGUGGGUGUAUGCUGGAGAGGUUGCUGGAGAUGUAAUCAAUGAUGUGAAAAGAAUGGUGCGCUCCGAGCGUCAAUGUCCAUAUCACAGGCCCAUUAGAUGGAGUUUGGACCGGUCAAGUUCCGAGUCUUCACAUCUCUACCACCAAAGCAAACCUGUCAGCAGCACAUUCCAGAACAAAGAUGAUGGCCUAGCUGAGCAGUGGUCCAAUGACAUGGUAGCGUCUGUCCAUCGAUCCCCAAUCUCCACCUCCAGCACCAUAUCCAGUUCCAUUUCAGGAUUGUCCUCAGAGUAUCCUAGUUGUGAAAGUGUGACUGACGAGUACGCUGGCUAUCUAAUUAAGGUACUGAAGAAAGAGGGAGGCAACAGGGAGUUGGUCCUUGAUCAGUAUGCCAGCCGUUUGGCGUACCGUUCCAUCAAACUGGGAUUGGCGCACGCAAGUCGGAAAAAAAAGCAGAGAUCUUUCAGCACUCGACUACUCAGCUCCAACUCGUUGCCGGAUGAAUGGAGGACUUCUUCUAGUGAGACCUCAUCACUUCUUGAACGCGACGGUGUAGUAGUUUCGAAGUCCGAGGAGGACACCAAGUGUUGUUGCAGAAGCUUGGAAGUGGCUGGUCAGAGAGAGUACACAGAUCUGGUCCACUUUGCAGAGUCAUUAGCCUACAACAUUACAUCUGAUGUUUCACGUAAAUUUCAGUUCCCCUCACAAAGACUGCCUAAGUCUCUGACUGACUCCUGCCUUUAUAAAAGGUCAAAACUUGAAGACAUGACAGAAAAUCUCAUUAGGAACUCCUUCUCCUGCCCUUUGCUGUCAAAGGAGAAUGGAAGUAAGCAUUACCACAGCACAGGCAGCUUGUAUGAUGGAGAAUUCAACAGCCGGGCCAUGCAAGUCAUUGAGCAUUAUGCGAGAAAAAUUGUAGAUGACACUAUGAACAUGAGCCUAGCCUCUGUUGGACAUUCCUUUUGUCAUCAUCAAAGAUCCAAUGGCUUAUCGGGACACUCUUGCACUCAAAUGUUUACUGAGGGAGCUGAGCUGGGUCAAGUUCUUGGCGAGAAGAGGUGUCAUUAUUGUCAGACAAAGGAGUGCUCCUACUGCUCAAAGCUUUGUAGGUCCCACAAACGGCCUAUCAUGCAGAUAAGGAGUCAUGGUCAGGAAUAUCAGACCAAGUCUGAGCGACUGGACAUUCCAAAGAUCCACAUUGACCUGGACCAGAGGUCAGCGUUUGCAGAGGGGAUGGUGUCAAUGGCAAUGGAGAAGGCUAAACGGGAGCUGAGCAACACUAGUCUUAACGCUGAUAGUGGAAUUGGCCAUGACGGGACGAGCUACGCUGAAAGCCUGACUGCAGAGAUCAUGGUCUCUGCUCUGUCGAACAUCUGCCAAGCCUCAAGUGUCAGCUCUCCGUGCCGGGAAGCGACAGAGUCCACAAUAUCCCAGCAAGUGAGUGUCGGUGACGACAGUCUUGGCAGCUGGUCAAACCUGAGCUUUGAGGAUGAGCACGCUGACGACAACAGCAGCUUUCUUCACCUGAGCGACAGCAGCAAUGGGAACAGCAGCAGCUGGAGCAGUCUGGGCCUGGAAGGGGAGACGUGUGAGGAUCGCAUGUCCUUCUCCCCGUCUGACAGUGACAAUCCAGAGGAAAAAGAGACGGAGAUGAAAGAGGAAUCCAGCGCCGGAACCAUCUGCGUGGACAGACCUCAGAGACCCACUUCCAGGACGGCACUGGUUGUCGCCAAUUCGGACGUGCGGGAGCUUUGGCACGGUCAUGUGACCCUGGACCCUCAGCUGAGGGGGAUGCUACAGUGGGCGGCGGCCUCAAUGAUCGACGUCCCGCAGAUCCAACUGAGCUUGGACCGAGAACUUCAGCAGCUCCCUGUCGUGGUCCAACGUCUGCGAGAGAGGAAGUGGCGUGUAGGGGACCUGCUGCACAUCCUUCUGCGCUACUGCGAGGAGAAUCAAGGUCGAGAGGAGGCGAGCUGCGACCCCCACCGCGUCCCUCUCUUCCAGUGGCUCUUGGAUCACGCCUAACACGUCCUCUGUAGUUACGCCGUCUCACCCACCUGCCUCCCCGUUCAGACAGUGUUAUUAUUUACCGGUAACGUUGGUGAGCCCGCACACCUCGCUACACUCGCUGCAUGCAGAGAAAAAAAAAACGAAAAAACAGACCGAUCCCUUCAGUUCCUGGCAGACACUGGAGCGGUGAUUUGGGAGAUGUGUUAUUGUUAGGGAAUCCCCAUAGCUGCCGGGUAGAUGAUGUCAUAGAAUCCACAGCUCACCUCUGCGCUGGUGUUCUCACAUGUUGGGAGACCAACCGCGUGCGCACACCCACGCAUCAUCAGUGUUAGGACUUUGAAGGCGCAUCACAUCUCGCCACUGGAGAUGUUUUACUCAAACACUCUCUAAGACUCAGAUAUCCAUGUUUCUAUAAAGUAUUAACACUUUUAUUCGUCUCCCUCCAUUUGGAGGUUCAACCACAGUGUUAUUUUCAAUCCCACAGUCCAUUUCAUUCCAUUCUUAUUACCAGCAUUGGUGCACUUUUCAAAAAAAGUUUUUUCCUUCACACCUUUUUAGUCUUUCUACUCUUCAGACCUGUGAGUCACAGUUUAACUUCUAAUUACACGCUUGUCACAGAAGGAAGUGUAAAACCCACCCAGUAUGGCCUCCUAAAGUUUUCCUUCCAGAACUCUGUCAGGUUUUGAAAAUAACGCCGUGGUUGCAACAUUCACAAACUUCUGAUAUCAAACUUAGUAAGAAGACGUGGUGAAAUAUCUGAGACCGUUGUACAUUUUAAGAGAGAAAAAAAAGUGUAUUUUUGAAGGUAAAGUAUCUAUUCAAACAUGAAAUCGUGUCCUGAAAUCUAAUUGUUUAAAUAUAUCUAUAUAUCUUUGAAAGCCAUGUUCUCUGGCUGCACGUUGCCAAACACUCUGCUGUGUCAUUUCGGGGAAGAUCCACUGACGCAGUGGUCCGAUUAAUUAGAGGUGCAAGCGACCACUAACCAUCAGUAGCGACAUAGCUCGACACUGGAAUCAUGCGUCUUGUCAUCCUCAAAUUCACCUUGUGGAAUUACAAGUGAGUGGAAGCCGCAACAUCAGCCCCCCCCAGAAUCCUUCCCCACACACACAGACACACAACUGUGUUAGUCACCAGCCCCAAAUACGCACAGCACUACCAUGCACUUUUAACUUGAGUUUCACAUCUCUCUUCUUUAUGGGAAUGUUGGCAUGUCGGCUGAGGCUGAGCGCGACUCUGAAGAGACUGAAGAGCUAUGUGUCGUCUGAUGAUACCUCACACGACUAAAGCUUAUACUCAACAAGUAAAAUAAAAACUUUAUUGUUGCGGAUAGAAAGAAGAGGUCUAAGGGAACAUGAGAUCUUCAAAAUCUUCAAAAGAAACAAAGUUAAUAAAUAUAUGAUGUUAAAAACAUGACAACUUGAUUAAAAAAAAAUAAAAAAAUUCCAGUAAAAACAGGAAAUAAAAGAUUGACUAUAUUUCUGGCAUUAAAUAUAAGUGGCAUCUGUCAAAAUUAACAGAACAAAUAUUUACAGUGGAAAAUCGAACAGUAAAAAUGAAUUUUUAGGAAAAUAGGGAAAUGUGAGUACCGUGACAGAAAUAUCCACAAUUGGGAAUAUGUUUAAAAUAAUAAUAAUAAUAUUAUUAUUAUAAAUAAUAAUAAUAAUAAAAACAAUCUGAUCAGCAGAAAUAUGCAUCAAAAUAAAAGAAAUGCUGACAUUUUUGCUUUUUAAAAUUUAUAAUCAAAUGGAUUGUCUAGCAAAGGAUGAUGUUGAAAAGUUGUUUUAAAUUUAAGAAAAAAAAACAUUGUUGAUUUCUCAACAUGGAACAACCUAAAAUACAACAAUGCCGAAUAAAGAAAAUGAAAGACAAGCUGGUGGAAUAAAAAAUUAACUUGGAAAAAGUACAUGGCAAUUUCUGCAGAUUACUGUCCAAAAAAAGAUUCAAUCUCUUCUGAGUCGUUCAUCCAAUCACCUACAAUGCCGCUUUUGUAAAAACAAUAUUGGGACAUGUCACCAGGCGUGUGAAGCACUGUAAGAUAGCAGCACUGCUCGCUUCUCUGUCACUCUCGGCAGUUUUUGGGCUGCAUGGUUGAAGCGUUGUUCACAUUUGGAGCCGCAGUGACUCGUCCGCUUGCUCUCUGUGUAGGCGGCCAAAAAAGAAAAAAAGAAAAAAAUGAAAAAAAAUCUCCUGUAUGGUGUUUGUUAACAGAAGUGUCCCAAAAGGCUACAAAAAAGAGAGAGAGUGGGAACUGAAGUGCUUCAUCCCGAAUGUAUUUCAUGACACCUGUGCUGAAGUAAACCAAACGCAGCGUGGGACUUGUUUCCAAGUCUGAAUGUUUAUAGUCGUCACUUCCUCUUUAUUUGGACAUUCCUCUGCUCCCCAGGUCGCUGCACUGUUGUGUUGUAAACGCUGGAAGUGAAACUGCGAAGACUCAGAAGCAGAUUUUGUGGAUCCGUUUUGUAAAGUUGUAAAAGAUGUACCUCACCUCAGCUCCCCCUCCCCUCCGUCCCCCGCUUCCUCGUACAAUCCUGCCAAACUAAAGGUAUUUAUUAAAUUAUUAAGUUAUAUAUAUGAGUUUGGGUCCGAUAGCUGUUCUCCCUCGUGGCAUCGCUAUAGUUUACACGUUCUGAGCUUAAAAAUCUGUUUAUGUUGAAGCUUGAUGUGACAAUAAAGCUUUUUAUGUGCUCGA
Synchiropus splendidus (mandarinfish) is the source of this 8381-nucleotide messenger RNA. RefSeq names its product A kinase (PRKA) anchor protein 11 (gene akap11). The record is from RefSeq and is a predicted model, not a curated record. Gene Ontology annotation, cellular component: cytoplasm. Lineage: Eukaryota; Metazoa; Chordata; Actinopteri; Syngnathiformes; Callionymidae. Gene Ontology annotation, molecular function: protein kinase A binding. Gene Ontology annotation, biological process: intracellular protein localization. The transcript has 12 exons. Bases 329 to 5707 code for a protein of 1792 amino acids.